UUCUUUCCAAUUCUUUCGCCACGUGUGACGUGGACUGCUCGGUGAUUCUUGUUGUUUGCGGUUGUUUGUAUCGUAUUUGUAGGUUACUUUGCUAGAAAUUAUCUUAUAUAUCUUAUAUAUGUCCCAAAAUUAUAUCAUAAAUAUAUAUAUAGCACGUGAAUUUUGAAGUAUUUAUACAAUUGCUUUAUGGAUGCGAAAACGAUUUUGUGGUUUCAAAUAUGAUUAUUUUUCGUACCUGACAAUAAUUUAGAAGAUAACAGUAUUCUACUGAUACUCUAAUAAAUAUAAUAGAAGAAAAAUGUCAGAUGACCCGAGCUUGUAUAGAUUGGAGGGGACUGAUGGAAAUGAAGCAGGUGGUCUGGUCAUACGUAAGAAAACUUCAGAUCAUACUUUUAAGAAACCUUCCAUACUAGGUCUUGACAAGCUCGCAGAACGUAAAAGAAGGGAGCAGUCACAGGAACCUACCAGCUCAAAAUCCAACAAAGAGGGAAAAGAUAGAAGAUAUCGAUCUUACGAGGAGGAGACUCCUACUCAUACUGGAGGUGUCAAUUCUGAAGCUCAACGGAGAUUAGAGUCGCGGCUCAAGCGUCAACGAUUAAGUGCGGAUGAUAGAAAUUCUAGAAAUGAUAGAAAUUCAUAUAAAGGUCGCGACAGAGAUAGAGACAGAAGGAGGGAUCGGGACAGAGAGAGUCGGGGUAGAGAUAGUAGUAUAAGGCAAACGCCUCUUAGAUUCAAAGACGAGCCCCAAACGCCAAAAUUCCGGACGAAAGAUCCGACUUCUAAGAGCAAUUGGGAUGAUGACGAGGACGAAGAGCCGAAACGAUCGAGCUGGGAUCAUCCGACGCCUAAUCUAUAUGGCAACAGAGAUGGUCGCGACAGCGUCAGAAGUGAAUUUACUCCGUCCUACAAGUACAACUCGUGGAAUAAAGAUUUCAAGAGUUCCGGUACUACUCCAAUGAUAGAUGGAGAGGAGAAGGAACUGUGGGAAGAGGAACAGCAACGACUGGACAGAGAAUGGUACGCAUUAGACGAUGGAGAAAAUAAGGCUUUUGCCAAUGUAUCUGAAGAAUAUACGCGGAAAAAGGAAAUGGAGUUGGAGGCUAGGAGGCAGAAACGCCUUUCUGCUCAACAACGACAGAUAAACAAGGACAAUGAAUUAUGGGAGCGUAACCGUAUGUUGACAUCUGGAGUUGUGAGCUCAUUGGACCACGAUGACGAUCCUGACGAUGAAGGAGAGGCAAGAGUACACUUGCUAGUCCACAACGUAGUCCCACCGUUUCUGGACGGACGUAUCGUGUUUACAAAGCAACCGGAACCAGUCGUACCUGUCCGAGAUCCCACUUCCGACAUGGCUCUGGUAGCGAGGAAAGGUUCGGCGCUAGUCAAAGCUUAUCGUGAACAAAAGGAGAGACGUAGGGCGCAAAAGAAACAUUGGGAAUUGGCUGGUACACAUAUUGGCAACAUCAUGGGUGUACAUGAUCGACGUAAAGACGACAAGGAGCACGCAGGACAAGAAACAGACUUCAAGGCUGGGCAAAAAUAUGCUCGACAUAUAGGAUCGGGAGAAGUGACGGGGGAAGCUAGACACAGAUCUAUACAGCACCAAAGAAGAAGUCUUCCUGUGUUCGCAGUACGUCAAGAACUGCUGAACGUUAUCAGAGAGAACAGCGUCGUUGUAAUAGUAGGCGAAACUGGUAGCGGUAAAACUACACAAUUAACGCAGUAUCUUCACGAAGAUGGCUACAGUCGCCAUGGUAUAAUUGGUUGUACACAGCCUAGAAGGGUUGCUGCCAUGUCCGUUGCGAAAAGGGUAUCAGAUGAGAUGGCUACUGCUCUAGGUGACAAGGUCGGAUAUGCGAUACGUUUCGAAGACUGUACUUCAAAAGAUACAGUUAUCAAAUAUAUGACCGAUGGUAUUUUACUGAGAGAAAGUUUGAGAGAAGGAGAUUUGGAUCGUUACAGCGUGAUUAUAAUGGACGAAGCUCAUGAACGAUCGCUUUCCACCGACGUAUUAUUUGGUCUUCUUAGAGAGGUUGUUGCUAGACGACACGAUUUGAAGUUAAUUGUCACUUCCGCAACAAUGGACUCCAGCAAAUUCUCCGCUUUCUUUGGUAACGCGGCAACAUUCCAAAUACCUGGACGCACGUUCCCCGUCGAAGUGGUACAUGCGAAGAAUCCGGUCGAGGAUUAUGUGGACGCAGCUGUAAAACAGGUCCUUCAAAUUCAUUUACAGCCUAAAAGCGGCGAUGUAUUAGUCUUUAUGCCCGGUCAAGAAGACAUUGAAGUCACUUGCGAAGCUCUGAAGGAACGUUUAGCUGAAAUCGAAUCGGCUCCACCUCUUUCCAUACUGCCUAUUUAUUCACAACUACCAUCAGACUUGCAGGCAAAGAUUUUUCAACGAUCCGAAGGAGGUCUUCGCAAAUGCGUCGUAGCGACCAAUAUAGCGGAAACGUCGCUAACUGUUGAUGGAAUCGUCUUCGUUGUUGACUCGGGAUAUUGUAAGUUAAAAGUGUAUAAUCCUCGAAUAGGUAUGGAUGCUCUGCAAGUAUAUCCCGUGUCGAGAGCCAACGCUGAUCAAAGGCAAGGCAGAGCCGGUCGUACCGGUCCAGGUCAAUGUCACAGAUUGUACACGCGAAGACAAUACUUGGACGAAUUAUUACUAACGGGAGUUCCCGAGAUACAACGUACGAAUUUAGCUAACACAGUACUGCUAUUGAAAUCGCUGGGAGUUCAAGACUUAUUGGCAUUCCAUUUCAUGGAUCCACCGCCACAAGAUAACAUAUUGAACUCAUUAUAUCAGUUGUGGAUCUUGGGAGCGCUUGACCAUACCGGACGCUUGACUCCCUUAGGACGACAAAUGGCCGAGUUUCCUUUGGACCCACCGCAAUGUCAAAUGCUUAUAGUCGCAUCUCAACUCGGCUGUACCGCAGACAUCCUCAUUAUCGUCUCUAUGCUUUCGGUUCCAUCGAUCUUCUAUCGACCAAAGGGACGCGAAGAGGAUUCAGAUUCGGCACGCGAAAAAUUCCAGGUGCCAGAAUCAGAUCAUCUGACAUAUUUAAAUGUAUAUAAUCAGUGGAAAGCAAACGGUUACUCGAGUUCCUGGUGUAAUGAUCACUUCAUACAUGCGAAGGCGAUGCGCAAGGUACGGGAGGUACGGUCACAACUCGAAGAAAUUCUGAAGCAACAAAAGAUGGAUGUCGUUAGUUGCGGCACCGACUGGGACAUCGUACGGAAAUGUAUUUGCUCUGCCUACUUUCAUCAAGCAGCGCGCUUGAAGGGUAUCGGCGAGUACGUCAAUUGCCGUACCGGAAUGCCUUGCCAUCUGCAUCCUACUUCUGCGCUGUUCGGCAUGGGUUUCACACCUGACUAUGUUGUAUACCACGAACUUGUAAUGACCGCCAAGGAAUACAUGCAAUGCGUCACUGCGGUAGAUGGUCACUGGUUGGCUGAAUUGGGCCCAAUGUUCUUCAGUGUGAAAGAGACCGGUCGAAGCGGUCGUGCGAAACGACGACAAGCGAUGCAACAUCUCCAUGAGAUGGAGCAUCAAAUGAAGGAGGCCGAGGAAGAGAUGAAAGCACGCGCUCAAGAACAACUCGAACGAGAACAGGCGUCAGUCCGAAAGAAGGAGAUUUUAACGCCUGGUAUUAGAGAACCAGGUACCCCUGCUCCAUAUCGUAACACACCCGGAAGAUUAGGAUUGUAAUCGGUCUUUUUAUGUACAUUUUACAUUAGAAUAUUUGUUUAAUGUAAUAAGCAUUUCUUACUGUAAUACAAAAGUUAUUAUGUAUGAAAUGACAAAAAAAUAGACAUAAUUUGAAAAUUUAUCGCUGUAGCUACAGCAUCAGUGAUAAUAUUUUUAAUCUUAAUGAUCUUUGAAUUAUUUUUAUUAGGUUCCAUUUUUUGCAGCACAAACAAUACAUAAUUAUAAUGUACAAAUACACUAUCUUUAUUUUCAGAUUAGGUGACAAUUUUGAUUCUAAAAAUAAUAAAUAUAUGUAUAAGAAUUAAAAUUUUGUAGAUGAUUACCAAUAUUGUACAAAGUAUAUUACGUAUAUAAAAUAUUAUCAUUGGAUGUGAUAUGUGUAACACUUUUUGUAAAUAAAAUAAUUAUUUUAAUAUUGACAAAAUA
Solenopsis invicta (red fire ant) is the source of this 4129-nucleotide messenger RNA. RefSeq names its product pre-mRNA-splicing factor ATP-dependent RNA helicase PRP16. Gene Ontology annotation, molecular function: ATP binding; RNA binding. Lineage: Eukaryota; Metazoa; Arthropoda; Insecta; Hymenoptera; Formicidae. Gene Ontology annotation, biological process: mRNA splicing, via spliceosome. Bases 299 to 3703 code for a protein of 1134 amino acids. The record is from RefSeq and is a predicted model, not a curated record. The transcript is spliced from 4 exons. Gene Ontology annotation, cellular component: intracellular anatomical structure; spliceosomal complex.